GCGAAUACUCGCUGCAGUUAACAGUGGUGGAUCGGAACGUCCCUGAGCGCGGAGUAGAGGAGAGUACACGGCGAUACAGUCUUUGGGAGGAGAUAGUGCUUAUUUUACCCCCUCUCUCAGCUCUAACAACAAAUUAAAUACGAUUUUGGUUCAGAGGGUCGUCUAACUACAGCAAUCGAAACGUGGGAGGAACAAAGGAUUUGAUCUUUCAAGUUUUUCUUUAGCAUUUGUUUUCUUUUCAUAAAACAGGAUUCUGUUGGAGGCUCGCUCGCACUCUAGACGCAAAGAUGAUGGUUGGAGAGAUCGAGGUGAAGGAGAGACCGAGGCCGAGUCCCGACUAUUUGAUGCAAUUGUUAAACGAAAAGAAGCUGAUGACCAGUUUGCCAAAUCUGUGCGGUAUCUUUACACACCUUGACCGGCUUCUCGAUGAAGAGAUCCACAGAGUGAGGAAAGACAUGUACAACGACACAGCCAACGGACCUAUAGAAAAACAGCCUCUGGAAUUACCCGAGGCCCUGGGGCCAAUCAUUCAUCUGCAGGAGAAGCUCUUUGUGCCUCUAAAAGAGUACCCUGACUAUAACUUCGUGGGCAGAAUCCUGGGGCCUCGUGGACUCACCGCCAAGCAGCUGGAAGCGGAGACUGGAUGUAAAAUCAUGGUUCGAGGCAAGAGCUCCAUGAGGGACAGAAAGAAGGAGGAGCAGAACAGAGGCAAGCCCAACUGGGAACAUCUGAACGAGGACCUGCACGUCCUGAUCACGGUGGAGGACACACAGAAGCGCGCUGAGAUCAAGAUGAAAAGAGCCUUAGAGGAGGUCAAGAAGCUCCUGGUGCCCGCGGCGGAAGGAGAGGAUAAUCUGAAGAAGAUGCAGCUGAUGGAGCUGGCCAUUCUCAACGGGACGUACCGAGACACCAACAUCAAGACACACCCCCUUGCGUUCUCUCUUGCAGCGGCGGCCGCCGCUCAGGGCCCCCGUCUAAUGCAGGCCCCCAGGGGAGUUGAUGGCCCCCAUCAGCAGAUGAGGCCCCCCACCGGCAGGGCCCCCAUCAUGAACAUCAUCCGACAACCCCAAAUGCAGGGCAUGUUACCCAAUGGCACCCCCACCCUGGUGCCUCCCUCGCCGGACGGCAGCAUCCUCUACGCCUCCCCGUACGACUACCCGUACGCCCUGGCGCCCACCUCCCUGCUGGAAUACCCCAUCGACCACAGUGGGGUUCUAGGUAAGCGACCCUGGGGCCUGGGCGGCGGCCCCUUUAGCCCCGGACAGGAGGGCAGCUUGUUUUACCCUGGGUUUUUGGACGCGGCUUCGAUGAGCCACGGUCAGGACUUGUUGAAAGGUGCAAUGGCUACUAAAAUGAGACGACAUGACUCGCGCGUCCAUCCUUACCAAAGGAUCGUAGACCGAGCCGCCACCGGCAACUAACACAUGACCUUCUGACCUCUGAACUCUUCACCCAAUGACGAGCCGCCCCAAGCCUGCCUGCUGAUCAGUUAACUGGUAAUUGCCUUUUGCUAGCCUCUCGGGACGCAGUGAGAAAGAGGCGCCUGCCCUUAGUUACCCUAACAUGUUUUUGAUAUAUUUUUUUUUUUACAUUUAAAAAUAUAUAUAUCACAAUCUCAUAGAAACACAUCAACCCAAGUUAUUAUUUUAUUGAUUUCUGUUCAUUGAGUUGAAUUCCCAUUCUCUCUCUUUCUUUUUCUUCAUGAAUCACAAACUGGAGGAAUGUGUGUGUGUGUGUGUGUGUGUGUGUUACUAAUGAAUCUGCACUGAAUAAAAAUAUAUAUAUAUUUAUAUAUAUAUAUAAUCUCAAUAAAGAUCCCGUCCUCCCUGUCGACCGCCCCGUACCUGCUCUGAUUCGGUGACCUCACUAAUAAUUACUGAACAAUGGUAAAUGGGAACGGAACCCAAACUGUAUGUCCCCAGUCCCUCUUUCCCUCCCCAUUCCACACUUCCUUGUGGGUCAUUUGAAAGAAAAGGAAAUAGAAGGAAAGAGAAACUAGACUCACACCAACUUGUUGAUUCUCUGUCAUUUUCAUAUGUGGUCGUGCAUUAUGAACCUCUGAGAUGAUAAUGUGCUGACACAUUCUGGGUGUGCCCUCCACGGCUGUCUGUUAAAAGCAUGGCUAAAUUGACUGCAAAUGGAGCUUAUUAUCAUUUGUUUUUAUGUUAUGUUUUUCUUUGGUUUUACUUGAUUUUUCUGUUUUCUUGUUAAUUCAUUCUAAUGAGCUCUUUUGUGAAGGACUAGCCAGACAAAGCAGGUUGUAAGAACUUAAAAGGUAGAUUUUGAAGUGGCAGGCCUAUCAUGGGCAGUUAGCGGAAGCUAGGUGGGGUGCUGGGACAGGGUGAUAUGGGGAAGAAUCAGGAUGAGAAGCGGUGUUUCUAUUACUAUAAUGAAAGUAGGAUGGGUUGAGGGCACAGUGAAUAUAUAGUCAACUAGCUACUUUACUUAACUAUGCUCCUCCACACUGUGUCCCAAGUAUACAGUGCCUGAUGUAUUUAGAGAAAUGAUGCGAGCUGUGAUCUAAAAGACAAAAAAAAGUAUUGUGCGCAUAUUUAACCAGAGCGUUUCCAGUUGAAUUAUAUCUACUUAAAUAUGUAUCCAACCGCAGAGGGCUCUCCGCCAUUUUAGCGUUUGAAAGGGUGUGAUUUCAUGCUUGCGUAAGUAAAGCUCUAGUUUCCCAUGAAGAGACAAAGGCGAUUAAACACUAAAGAUGGCUACUGGUGAAGGGGGGUCCUGAUAGUGAAGUUUGUAUAUAUUUCCUUUUCUCUUUUUUUGAUUUUGCCUUUUUGUUUUUGGUUGUAUCUACACCCCUGGCCAAAAAAAAUGCUAGUGUGUUUUUGUAGUUUUCUUUUAAUCUCUUUCCAAUUUGAUACCAAUCAAGUUAUCCUUGGAGGACGGGAUACAUGCCCUCAUGCAAAUAUGCCUGUUUGAAUUUAAAUGACUUCGGGGGAAAUGACUUUAUUUUUAACCCUCACCAUACCAGUUUGAAGUCUCCCAAUUAGCACAUCCACAAUGUGUCUCCAUGAAGGUAUAGUCCAGCUCCUGAGCCCUGACCGUUUCUUUUACUCUUUCUCAAGAACAAAAAUAGGAUGUGAAAGCCAUGCCUGCCUGUUCAAAUUGCUUUAUACAUACUUGUUAUAUAUAUAUACAUACAUACACACACAGAGAGAGAGAUACAUGUAGAUACCUGUCAUUACAUAGUAAAGAUGGAGAACACAAUGAAAUCCUCUUACAGGAUGCUGGAGAAGAAAACAUAUAUUUUUGGCAAUUUUAGCUUUUUAUACUUGCAGUUACAAAAUAUGGGGGGGGGGGGUUUAAAAAAAUAGUAUGCAGAAAAAGGACAUGUGGCGAAAAUGCUGUGUUACUUUGGAUAUUAUUGGCUUGGAAAAUAAAAAAAAUAAAGACCAAAAUAGUCAUACCUAGGAACAUUGCAAGGAUGUAAGUGUUACGAAGAGGGGUUGAGAGAGACACAGAGAAGAUGUUUUUUUUUUAAAGAAGUGCCUUAUCGACGGUUGUUUCUUUUUCCAAGUGUUAACAUUCUGUUGAGUUAAUAUCCAGCAACAACUAGGACACUGCAGAGAGGAACGGCUUCUGUAUGCGCUCUGAAGAGUUGAGCAGGGUAGCUCCGUCAUUAUUGCUGAGCUACUGAAGUUAUUCUAUGCAAAAAGAAUAGCAGUCGUAUGACCAGCUAAAAUAUGUGCCAUGGUUCGUCUUCCCCAAGUAUAAGUUCAGUUUCUUUGGUUUAUUUUCUAUCUUUGGCCUUUUUCUCUGCCAUCGGAACAAGUUUCAUUUCUUAUUUCUCUGCAUUUUGAUUUAACGUGUUUUCCCUUGUCUUGUUUUCUGGUAACUGUGAUUAUUCUACAAAAGAACAAACUGCCAAUAGCAACGCAGAAGUCUGCCAGGACAUUUUAUGAAUAAAUUGAAUAUAAAAUGAGAUUAAGAGGGGAAAAGUUGUUUGCAUGUAUACCUCUCUGUUUCAAAAUCUGCAAACUGAAAACAUCCAGUCUAACAAUGCUUCCUCAUUACAGUCGGGGAAUGUAGCCAACCCGUUUUAUAACCGUAUGACCUGAAGACCCCAGGGGGUUUUCCCAGAUGCAGUUCGGGGCUCUUCAGAUUCGGAGGGGGGGCUGGAUGACAUGUAUUCUAUGUUAGUCAAUAUGUAGCCAUUCUGGAAGUGAUCGACAUACAGCUGGAUUAUAUAGCAGAGACUAGAAAAACUCCUUGCCUCCCUACAGGUAAAACGAUGAGGCCGUCUGCACUCUUUUUAAGGUCCUUACUACUGAGUAGUGUUGGUUCCAGGUGUGAAUACUGGAAGAGGUGAAGACCCGCACAUGGUAGAACAAACAAUUACAUCCAAAACUGAGGCUUGAAUGCAAAAUCAAGAUGGUUAUUAGAAUAUCAUGCGCCAAAAAUCAUAGUGUGAGAAAGUGCAUAAAUGAAAGGUGAAAACAAAACAACCGUUUUGUCUUUAGGCCAUCUCUACAGCUAACACAACUUCACAGCAGUUUUCAGUUAUUGAAACAAAAGGGGUAUCUAAUCAAAUAUUUAAAAAAUACUAUAAAAAAUCAAUUGAGACAUGAAUUCUACAGUAUUUUACCUUCCCUGGCAGUCUGAUACUAUUUAUUUGUCUCAUACAUGCUUUACACAGAAAAGGUCAAUUUGUUUUCAGUGUUAUGAAUUAUUCUUAAUUUUUUAAACAUUUCUUUUUUUUUAGAAAUGCAAUAUUAACAUGGAGCAAGAUAUGACAAGCAUUUUGACAGUAUUAAGAAAUAUUCCCUCAUACAAUGGCACAGCGUGUUGUAACAUUGCAAAGGUUGGUUUAGUUCAUCAGGUAUAUGGUGAAAGAUACCGUAUUCUCUGACCUGCCUAGUACGAUGUAUGAUAAUGUAAUUUACAGCCAUUGUUAAAGGUUUAUAAUGUAUUUUUCUAAUCUCAUUUUGUAUGUAUAUUAUAAAAUCCUUUUUCUGACAUUUUUUUGUUGUUGUUGAUGAAGCCCACUGCAACUUGUUUUUGAACCCCCCCCCACCACCCCUCACAUCUUGAAAUCUGUCCCUCAUUAGGAGUGUUUCCUUUCCUAGAGUUAGAUUUAGUUUUCUUGCCAACUCCUAGCUUGUUUAACUCAUUAGCAACUUUUCGUUUCUUGUCAUAAGUAUUUUUACAUGCUUGCUUUUUAGUUUUCAUGGUGUGUGUUGUUAUAUUUCUUAUUAACCCCUUGGCAUUUAUUUUAAUAAAACAUUCUUAGUAAGAAUUUUA
Oncorhynchus nerka (sockeye salmon) is the source of this 5253-nucleotide messenger RNA. Its product is annotated as protein quaking-A. Gene Ontology annotation, biological process: regulation of mRNA splicing, via spliceosome. Gene Ontology annotation, cellular component: nucleus. Gene Ontology annotation, molecular function: mRNA binding. The record is from RefSeq and is a predicted model, not a curated record. NCBI's taxonomy places the organism in Eukaryota, Metazoa, Chordata, Actinopteri, Salmoniformes, Salmonidae.